Molecule: messenger RNA, 279 nt
Organism: Symbiodinium natans
Lineage: Eukaryota; Dinophyceae; Suessiales; Symbiodiniaceae
Source: the annotation of a GenBank genome assembly
AUGAACAACCCCAGAAUCCCUUUUCCGCUACAUGAGCCGACGCUGCAGAGAUUUUGGCAGGGAAGUGCCGUAGAUGAUGUCCCUUACAGCAAGUACUGGAAACGUCGUAGACUGCUGCCUCAGCACUUCGUUCCGCUGUUUCCAGGGCCUGUGCUCUUGCUGUUGAAAAUUCUCAGGAUCACGGAAACCUUCAAGAACAGCGAAGGUGAGCAAGUGACUGCCCCUCGCAAGCAUAUUUAUGGCAGAGGUUGUGUGAGGCGUCAAAGCAUUUUGCUUUGA